GCUCCUCAUGUGGUCCGGUCUGAGUCCUGCUCCUCAUGUGGUCCGGUCUGAGACCUGCUCCUCAUGUGGUCCGGUCUGAGACCUGCUCCUCAUGUGGUCCGGUCUGUUUCCUGUUCCAGGCUCCAACUACUACGUGCGCAUCCUGAGCACCAUCGACAGGGAGCUGCUGAAGCCCAACGCCUCGGUGGCUCUGCACAAGCACAGCAACGCCCUGGUGGACGUGCUUCCUCCUGAGGCCGACAGCAGCAUCAUGAUGCUGACGUCAGACCAGAAGCCUGAUGUGAUGUACGCUGACAUCGGAGGGAUGGACAUCCAGAAGCAGGAGGUCAGAGAGGCUGUGGAGCUGCCUCUCACUCACUUUGAGCUCUACAAGCAGAUUGGUAUCGACCCACCCAGGGGUGUCCUCAUGUACGGACCUCCAGGCUGCGGGAAAACCAUGUUGGCCAAAGCUGUGGCCCACCACACUACAGGUGAGACAUUUGUCCAACUCUCACCUGUCUCUGACCUGUCUCUGAGCCUGUCUGUCUCUGAGCCUGUCUGUCUCUGACCUGUCUCUGACCUGUC
Molecule: messenger RNA, 564 nt
Organism: Austrofundulus limnaeus
Lineage: Eukaryota; Metazoa; Chordata; Actinopteri; Cyprinodontiformes; Rivulidae
Product: 26S protease regulatory subunit 6B-like
Exons: 3
Coding region: 92-547 (151 amino acids)
Molecular function (GO): ATP binding; ATP hydrolysis activity
Source: RefSeq, a predicted model, not a curated record